Molecule: messenger RNA, 2058 nt
Organism: Labeo rohita (rohu)
Lineage: Eukaryota; Metazoa; Chordata; Actinopteri; Cypriniformes; Cyprinidae
Gene: c5h5orf34
Product: chromosome 5 C5orf34 homolog
Exons: 12
Coding region: 171-2048 (625 amino acids)
Source: RefSeq, a predicted model, not a curated record
AUUCGCGAAUCGGUCGACCCUAUCAACAACAACAAUUUAACGCGAUUUGUGGACUUUGUUUGUACUACUUAAGUGAUUUUGGUUUUUACGUUUAAACAGUCGUAGUCAAAGGACUAUGUGUUUGGUUUGAAUUCUAACCGCAGCGCUGUGUGUCUCAUGUUAAGGGAAUCAUGUGUUCGGUCAGGUUUAUGUUCAUGUAUGUGGAUGAGUCUGUGGAUGUGUUUUACGCAGAUGGGAGCAGAUUGCAGCUCUCACCCUGCGGAUCUGAGUUCAUGAUAGAGAAACACAUGUCACCCUCUGCACACCCGCUACAGCCCAAAGAGAGAGUCAGACAGAGAACAAGAUUCGCCAUCAGCGAGUAUAAGACACUGGUACUGAAUGCUUUGGAGUUCAGAAACAAGUAUGCAACUCAUCCAUACUUGCCUGAGGAGCUCAUAACUGUGGAAUUCAACAAGACAUUUACCAGUGCUAUAACUGAAGUGGAGUGGCCCGGGUCUGACUUCUGCACCGCCGGGCCGCAUGGAGAGAUCACAGUCUGCUCUGUAGAUGGACAUGCCAAACUCGUCCUUUCUUCUUCUGGAGAAGAGUUCACAGUGGAGUUUAUCUGUCGCUCCAGCCAAAAUGAAGUGGAGUCACAGUAUCUAAACUUUCAAGGUCACCAACACAAAAGCACAUGUUUGUUAUGUAGCUUGUCAUCACAGUCUGCCACGGUUAAGGGUUUAAACCUCUCUGAAGCCUCAGCGGGUGCUCGGAUGGACCAUCCUGGGUCAAUCGUAAAACCAUCCAAUAUGGAAAGACUGGAAUCAGCAUGCUUGAAGUCUGGGAAGGUGGACGUGUACACCAGAGUGAUCCAGCAGUACUCCCGAGCACUUUACCCACAGAUGUGGAGCUAUCCUCUAUCAUUAGCAUUCAAGCAUUGGGAAUCACAAAAAAGUAAAAUAAAUACUGUCAAUGGACAAGAUAGAAAAGGUUCAACAGAGCCCCAAACAGGGCUGAAAACAAAGCUUCCCAAACCUUUGCCUUUAAAAUGUCCGUCUCCUCAUCAGCACAGGUGGCGUUAUGACACUGUAAAUCCUGAUUUGCUAGACCAGGAAGAGGAAGUCACAGCUGAGCUGGUGAAAGUGGUCUGGUGCAAAGACAUCAUAUACCGUAUAGUAGAUGGAGUGAUUCCGAUGGUAGAGAUCUCACCUGGUGAUGGUUCAGUCAUCAGAUCUAAUGGAGUUCUAGCCAAUUACUUCACACAUUACAAAGCUGGAGCUGCUCACAGAGAUGUGGUGGAGUGUGUUUACUACCUGUGUGGGCUCCCACCUGACGUAUCGGGUCAGCUGUAUUCCAUCCAAUCUGUUGUCACACGGGCCAGCAGGAUUCUGAAAUGCUUCAUCCAGGCCAGAAGCUCUCUUAGGUCCCCGCUUUCUAAUUACUGCUGGAAUGAGCAGGCUGCAGUGUGUGAUUGUGUGCGUGUGGUUCAGGAGGUGACCGUGGCAGGUACAGGAUAUUUUAAAGCUCUCUCAGAUGGGACUGUCGAGGUCUUGUUUUUGGACGGAGUUAGAGCGCAGAUGAUGUGGAAGUCUGACACUUAUACACCUGCACAAGUACAUCACUGUGGAGAAAUGGAGCAGAGACUCAAGACAGAAACUCACAGGUGGUGCCAGCUCAAUUUGCCAGAUGGGCACCAAACUUUUGUCCAAGUUGAGACAGACCAAACUUAUCAAAGGUAUGUGUCGGCAGUAGUGCAGUGGUGUGACUGGGUAAAACAGACAGAUCAGAGCAUGAGUGCAGUGGGUGUGGCUUUCUCCGACUCCGCCCAUUCUGACACACCACAGCCAAUAACAUGCAGGUCUGUUGUUUCUGAACUGGAAAAGAUCAAGAGGUUUAACUUUUUGUUGGAGAACAGCCCCGUCCUGCGUCAUACAGAAAGAUCUGUGAGCUGUGAGCAUUCGUCUGUCCAGCCUGAGAUCAAACUCACAGAGAAAUGCAUCUUCGAAGCUCUGGAGAAAACCUCCAAAGCCAUACAGGACAUUGACACACUCUUAUCAGACAGAACGUAGGAUUGUAUAC